UUGAAGCUGGACGAGAUAACGGCGCGUUGGGGCAUCAAGGUAACGCAGGUGGAGAUACGGGAAAUCGAGCCGCCGCGCGACAUUCAAGAGGCGAUGAACCGCCAGAUGUCCGCAGAGCGUGUGCGCCGCGCCGCCAUCAUCGAGGCGGAAGGCACACGGCAGGCGGCGAUUACCGUUGCCGAAGGCGAAAAGCAGUCGGCUAUCCUGAAGGCGGAGGGCGCAAGGCAGGCCGAUAUUCUCUCGCCGAAGGCGACCAGCAAGCCGCCGUGUUGCGCGCCGAAGGUUUCAGCCUUGCUCUUGACAAGGUGA
Molecule: messenger RNA, 309 nt
Organism: Geodia barretti
Lineage: Eukaryota; Metazoa; Porifera; Demospongiae; Tetractinellida; Geodiidae
Source: the annotation of a GenBank genome assembly